Molecule: messenger RNA, 10941 nt
Organism: Paramuricea clavata
Lineage: Eukaryota; Metazoa; Cnidaria; Anthozoa; Malacalcyonacea; Plexauridae
Source: the annotation of a GenBank genome assembly
CUGAAUAUUUUCAAGAUGGCAGACGAUUUGGGAGAUGAGUGGUGGUUAAAUGAUGAAAUUGAUGAUGAAAAUGAUGUUCUUAGCGCACAGAAUGUAAAAAAAACAGAACAAAGUAAAUUUUAUGUUUAGUAUUUAGCUUAACAGAAAUUAUUCUGGGUAGUAUUUAUAAGAUAUAUGCAUUUUUGUGUACAAUUUCCAGACCUAUAAAACCAGUAUUCAGGAACAGUUUUGAAAAAUGCAACUAUAUCAUUGCCCUCUGCCUCUGGCAGGAAUCGAACCUGCGGAUUUGCGACACGGUCUUGCCAAGUGUGGAUUUUAUUCCUGAUUAAGCCUCGAAAAGCGGUUUGUCUGACCCUGAUUGUGAUUUGUGGAUAAAGGACACAGCUAGUAUAUCUAUUAAUUGUAUUUGAUGUAUAUACAGUCUUAAUUACAAAUUAUAUUGUAAAUAUUGACAGCAUAGUGUUGUAUAUUUAACAAAUAUAAAACAUUUUCCGUGUUGAUAUACAGUUAUAUACCGUAUUGAUAUACAGUUAUGUCAACACAAGUGGCAAUUGGGAAAACGAGAAAUUGUGUGGAAUUUUGAAGGCAGGGUGUUUUCACACAAUUUCGAGUUUUCUCAAUUUCCACGAGUGUUUAUAUAACUGUAUAUCAGUACGGAAAAAAGUUUUAUAUUUGUAUGAUAUAUAGCACAAGAAAUAUAAAGAAAGAAAUUUUCCGACGUUUCCGUGUUGACAUUGAGUUAUAUCAACACGGCUCUUAGCCAAUCAGCGUUCAGAAUUUACAAAUGCUAUAUUAUAAUUAAUAUUAUAUAUAAUACCUUAUUGAAUUCUGAUUGUUUAAUUGGCUGUUUAUGGUCACAUGAUAUUGAAUAGAAAAUUCCAUUUCCCAAGAGUGCAUUGCACUCUUUGCGAGUUGAAUUAAUGUACUAUAUGUUUUAUUCCAUUGCGCUCUUUGUUUUUUCGAUAAAUCACAUCUGCCAAAAUUAUUCUCGUACGCUGAUCGCAGUUUAUUUUAGCCCGAAAAAUGGAACUUAUUAAAUGGGAUGUAAUGCAAAUACGGCUCGUCAAAAUGGCGGGAGCUUACAGUAAACCUUUUAAUAUUAGUCUAUUUUGGUAUUAUAUAAAACAAAUAAUGAAAGUUUUUAUCCGUGCAAAUGUGCAAUGGUAAAAAUAUUUUCAUGAGGUGAAAGAUGGAAUGUUCCAUUCAACUCGAGGGACUUCUCGCAGUCUAUGAAUUUUGUGAAAUGACAUAGAAUAUCAGUAUCGGCAAAAUAUCGGUUCUUCGAAAUCGGUGAAUUUCUCUAUCGAUGCAUCACUAAUAUUUAAAUGUUACAAUUUAUACAAUUUAGCAGUUAUAUCACACAAAAUAUCAGUACAGCAUUUGUAUUUUCUUGGUUUAGAAAAAUCAGUGGAUAACCAGAAAUUAAAGAAAAAUAAGCGACCUUAUGCAGAUGUGGCAAAUGUUAUAGAAGAGCCAGUAGGUACUGUACACUGCCCCCCAUCAUCUGUUAAUAGAAUAUGUGCUUCAGGAAAGUACAUCACUUUGGCUUAGAGCCUUGUUUUUGUAUUUGUGACAUUAGUUAAACUCCUUGAACUUCAAUCAUAAAAAUGAGGCUCAAUAGCCAAGAUUACAUACUUUUCUGGACGUAUGUUUGCGAUGUUACUCUGAGUGCAUAUCCACACCGGGCGAGCUUGAAAAAUAUGCCCGGCCACGGUGGGAUUCGAACCUACGACCUUUGGAAUACUGGACGUGUUGAAUUAUGUGCAUUUAUUUGGCAGUACAGGCGAACUGUGGACUGUCUUAAAGCUUUACAACAAUGGUUGAUUAACUUUCAGACGUACAAUAUUGUAACAAUGUUGAAAGCCUUAUCACCUAAACAGCUUGCAUAUAAACUAGAAAUGACCUAUUGAAAUUUUGAGGACUAAAUUUUGCAAUAAAAUAAAGCAUCAGAAAUCGUUGCAACCUAUGUAUAUUUGAAUCCCUAUUAUUCAGCAAAAUUAUCUGAAAUUAUCUUUACCUUUUAAACCAGAAUGUGGCAAUGAAGAAAAUAAACAAACAACAGCAACGGCUAAAAAGCGAAGGAAGAGAAAAAAGAAAGAGGAAACAGUAGAAAAGACAAUUGAUGGUGAAAGCAUUUCCGAAACAUUUUGGGCGUCAUUCUGCAAAGCAACGGAAGACAAACUUACUGCUCUUGAACUGGAAGAUCUCACUGUGGAAGGUAAUUUUUCUGCAUUUAGCUGAUAUUGAUAAUUGAUAUAAUUACUGGGUGGUGCAAAAAAAAGUUAACCUGUUUGAUUUGUUUUAACUUAAAAGCUAAAAGAGCUCAGGGGUUGAAAUUUAAAUUUUUUUGUACUAUACAGCCGGAAUAGUAGAUUUUUAUAUUUACUAUUCCGUCUGAAAAUCCACUAUUCCUUAAUGUACUGUUUCUGAGAGCCUGUUGAUGCAGGCUCCACGCCAAUGUUCUGAUUUUCGUGAAAUCAUCCUUGGAACUCCUAAAGUGAACUGAAUAAUUGUAAAACAAACAUGUACAGUGCAUUGCUCUGUACAGUGAGGAACAAAUUAUUAAUAAAAAACAAAGUUCAAACACUGAAAUGAACUUGCGAACUUUAUUGGUGCAAAGAAAUUAGAAUAUGCAAGUAUUGCAAGCGAACAAGAACUUAGCUACGAAGUGGAACAGUGGCUCAAAGUCCGGUAUAAAAUGAUAUAUUAUACAAGAGGAAAACCCUAGCUUGCUUGUCAAUAUUUGGUAUCAUAAUUUUUUCUACUAUACAAACAGAGUACUGUGAUCAUGAAGUUUACUAUUCCGUCAGGCAUUUUAGCAUAUUCGGAAUAGCGGAAUAGCGGGAAUUUCGACCCUUGGAGCUACAAUUACACGUGAACUACGUGCAUUGCAUUCAGUAUUGUCUAACUUAAAUUUUGAUAUACGGCCUGUGCAUUUUCGUGCAAUAUUGACCGAGAGAGCUGCGUUUAAACUUGAGUAACCAUUUUUGAAAGUGUCGAGAAUUAGCCAAAAACGGCCUAUCAAAUAGUUAAUACAGCAAUAACCUGUGCUUAGACCAUAGAAAUAAUUAACAAUUAUUCGUCGAAGGCGAGGUGAUUAUCGGUGAAUAAAAACCGAGACGAAGUCGAGGUUUUUAUUCACGAUAAUCACCGAGCCUGAGGUGAAUAAUUGCUUUAGUAUAAUUUCAUAGGUGAUUAUUUGGGAAAAAUAAGAAAAUACACAUUUCUUCGUCAUUUAAUUGACAAAAAGGCUCCGGCCGCCAUUUUGAAAAUCGCUUAGGUGAUUAUCUCGUAAUAAUCACCUCAUCGGCAACCAAUCAGCGUCGAGAAUUUUCAAUAAUCACCUAUGUAAUUAUACUAAUAGAUAUUAUUUCUAUUAUUUCUAUGGCUUAGACGCACUAUAGUCAGAAAGUACACGUUCGUUGUCAGAGACCUGCCCAACGCCGCCGGUAUAACCUCGCGAGCAUUAUUUACCCCUUGCAUGUUCUAAACAUAUCGAAACUCUUUGGUCCUUCGUUAAACGAGGCGUAUUUAUAAAAAAAAACGCUUGACGUUUCUUUCUUGGAACAUUAGAAUUUGAUUCCCCACGGUCAUUGAAUAUUUAGAAUAAAUCUUUUAAUCAAAAUCGCUUCAUAAUUUAAUUUUCAUGCAUUCCGAAAGGCCUUAAACAAAAAUAAAAGAGCACAUCCAUCCAAUAAACAUUUUUAAUUUAAACUUCACUUCAUUGAAACGAAUAUUUACGAUAAAAUGGUAAGGGUUAUCAAAUUAGUUUAACGCCGUUUUUAGCUAAUUCUCGACACUUCCCAAAAUGUUUAUUCAAGUUUAAACACAGCUCUCUCGAUCAAUAUUGCACGAAAUUGCACAGGGCGUACAUCAAAAUUUAAGUUAGACAAUACUGAAUGCGAUGCACGUAGUUUAGGUGUAAUUAUUAUAGCUCUUUUAGUUUUUAAGUUAAAAUAAAUCAAACAGGUUAACUUUUUUUUUGCGCCACCCGGUACAAUAUCUGCUCCUGUCUAUAUGAUGUUCGAGCAUUCUUUAGCAUUUCUUGAACAGUACCGAUUGUAACGGUCGGUGAUUGACUAUUUUGUCGGAAAAAAACACUAAAUAGCCGUUCAAUCAAUUUAUUCGGCACAGACACUUCAAACCAGUCAAAUGCAUGUAAAAUACACAGUGUUCGCCUAAAUGAAAGCUACAGGUAGGUAUAUUAUUUCAUCAGUACUGUUCAAACAGGAUAAAAGCAAGAGAAGGAAUUAAUGAAAACAUUUCUUCGCUUCACUCUGACAAAAUCACGUGACAAGUUUAUACGGAGGAAAUUAGAAAAACAAUAGACCUACUUUUGCUUGCAUGGAUCGUUGGGAUUGCUUAUAAAAAGUGAGUAUAUAGCCCAAUACUGUAAGGUGAGCGACCAUUGCUAGUCAAUGUCCCAGCAACUGCACAGUUGAUCGGUACCCGGACAUUUUGCCGAACGGACAUUUUGCCGAACGGACGUUUUGCCGAACGGACAUUUUGCCGAACGGACAGUUUGCCGAAAGGACAACUUGCCGAAAAUAGAGAUGUUCCUUCGUCAAAAUGUUUGGGACUGUGUCUCAUUUCUCAACUUUGUAAUUCUCAAACAUUGUGUAAAAUAACCAUUAUAUGGUAUUAGAAAUGUCUAAUGGGUCAUUAGCAGUGCAUAACCAUAUUGACUAUGCCUAUGGGUAGCUUGUUUGUGCAGCGGAUGACUCAUUUGUUAGGAACUUGUUUUGACGUCACAUCGUAAACAAGCAAGCGUAUAUAAAGACAACGACAUAAGCGAAUUUCACUUCGAGAAUCAUUGAAUUCAUUCACAGAUCUCGGAGAAAUCGCAUUCAUGAAUGAUGUUGAAUGAUGUUAUUCUUUAUAUUGCGAAAUUUCGGUAAACUUGUUAAAAACUUGAAAGAAUAUAAAACGAAACAAAAACUUCGCUAUCAAAGUUUCUGUCAUCAAAAUCGAAAAUUACUUUAAUCACAGAAACCAAAACCUUGUAAGCGAACCUUUAAAGUUCAGAAGAUAUCUCUAUUUUCGGCAAGUUGUCCGUUCGUCAAACUGUCCGUUCGGCAAAAUGUCCGUUCGGCAAAACGUCCGUUCGGCAAAACGUCCGUUCGGCAAAACGUCCGUCGGCAAAAUGUCCGUUCAGCAAAAUGUCCGUUCAGCAAAAUGCCUUUCGGCAAAAUGUCUUUCGGCAAAAUGUCUUUCGGCAAAUUUUUUUCAGCAAAAUGUCCGGCCACCCAGUUGAUCGGACGUUAAUCAGAGUUAUCAGACCCAAGCGCAGUUGUUAUAAUCCACCCUGUUUUUGAGCCAAAACACGCUUGUAUGUUGGUACUAGUUAUAUAUGACACCGUAGUUAGUUCAGUUAUGUGUUUUUUACCUUCGUGAUCUUGGCUCAAUUCCUGCAAUAUGCAGCUCUCUGGUUAUAAUUUCACCGAGUCAUAGUGGAAUGUGAGAAACGUGAACUCCAGCAAACACGUCAGGUUUUCCCCUGGUAUUCCUUUUUCUUAUAUGCAAUAUAUAACAAUAGGAUUCAAUAUAUCCGUCAGUUGAAUACACAGUGAAUGCACGUAUCUUAUGUUCACUUUUGUCAGAUGAAAUGUUCUUGACUGAGCCUUCUGUUCAUACUGGUCAGCUACAAUCGCUCUCGCCAUAUUUAAGAGUAGGUGAGUGAUUAUAUAUGUAUCAUAUCUCUAAUUAGCAACCUACAGUAUGUGUGAACUGCUUCCAUUGAUUUUACUGUAGUUAUUUCUUUCUAUUUACUUAGUUCUUCCUAGCUGGUCCAAUCUCAUAACAAAGAUUGACUCAAAAGGCGCUAAUGGUGCUCCUGGUUUGUUGAUAAUUACAGCAGCAGCAACACGUGCAACCGAUAUAGUAAGGUAGAAGGUCGUCUACACACGUAAAAAAGAUGCAAGUUGUAACCAACCUGCAGCAGACCUUUGGCAAUGCUGUUCCAAGCAGUUUUGUUACAUGUUCUUCCAACAAGAUGUUAUAGUCCUGUAAUUCAAUUUGAUAACAAAUUGUGAGUGACAACCUUGUAACAACUUGAUAAAAUAACAACAUUGUUACAACUUGUUCACGAUGUUGCUACAAGCCUGUUGCGAACACAAAUUGUGAGAUUUUUGUGUUAUAGAGUUGAUUAGAUUGAAAUUCUCGUAAUGUUUUAUUUACAUGUAUUUUCCCAUGAGAAAUAGCGUCAGCGAAUUUUUCCUGCCAAUAUGUUAGAUGAAAUGUGAUGAAAAUGUGCCGAUUCUCCUCUUGCAGGGCUACAUCUGAGUUUAGAAGCACUUGCAAAGUUAUCAAAUUAUUCUCCAAACAUAUUAAGGUUUGUAAUGUGUGUUUUAAUUUUAACACAUUGUACGCAGAGCUCCUGAGGCGAAAGACAGGGAGGAAAACCUGCUUCGUGUCCACAAUUGGGAAAGUUAUUUCAAGCCUUGGGUGACCCAGGCUACCAAAUAUAGCGCUGUUCUGCAGUUGUAAAUUAUAAUUUGAUUAAUGUCAAAAGAGCCCGGAGAAAAAUCCAGUAGAUUAUUUGUGUUGUGCAAUAUGAUAUUUGCUAUUAAUAUAGCUUGAAGAGCAGGAAUCGUAUCUGGAAAAGAACGUUGUGCAUCUUGGCGUAGGAACACCAAACCGAAUUUGUAAACUAAUAAAAUCAGGUGAGAUGAAGGAAAGAGUGCAAAGCAAGAACCGUUCCCUGAAGAAUAAAUAAUUAUUCGCAUCAUGCACGUCUUCAUUAAAUGAUUGUUAAAUAUUGUAUAUAGGUGCCUUGAAACUUUCCAAUCUCAAAUCAGUCAUAUUGGACUGGACGUGGAGAGACGCCAAACAACGUAGACUUAUGGACAUUCCUGAGGUAUGUCACACACGACUGUCACUUAUAGGUGGUUGUAUUUCAGAGCCAUCAUCAGAGAAACAUGAUACAAUAUAUUCAUUCAUGACAAAAAUCCAACACUGUGUUGUUAACAUAAAGUUGACUCAAGUUGGACUUGAACUCGCGUAUCCAACGCGCUGACCGGGCUGACGUAUAUCCUGCCCAGGCGAAAUCUUCUCUUGACCGGCUUAUCCACUUAAACAUUAUUCUUACCAUGGCAACAGUGUUUCAACUCUAUUUCAGAGGCAUCAUCAGAGAAAUAGGAUACAAUGUAUAGUCAUAAAUAUAUAGGUCGCUGCAUGCCGUUAAAGCCAUCGAAAGUGUUAAAUAAAAAAUAAUGAAAUAAUAAAUAAAAAAAUGAUAAUAAUAAUAUAAAUCAAAAUAAUAAGAAGAAAUAAAGAAUAAAUAUAAAUAAACUCAUUUAUAGUUUUACCAGAGUUGUAGACUCGAGUCGUGUGACUUGGACUCGAGUCGCAAUUUUUGUGACUUGUGACUUGACUUGUUAAAGAGACUGAUUACUUGUGACUUGACUUGAACUUGGACAAAAUGACUUGUGACUUGACUUGGACUUGCAAGAAAUGACUUGUUACCAACGCAAGUCAAACGUAAAUAUCUAGUGAAAAUCAAGUUUUCCAAAAUCUUUGUGUUGAUCGAUCGAUCGUCGUGUUGUACAAUUUGGGCAACGACCUUAGUACAUAUCAAUGGCAUCGACAGAAUUUGUGCCUGCGUAUUUUCUGACAAAGCGGGUUUUUUCGCGAUGUCGUGGUAAAAUUUCUGACAUAAAAUAACGACGCCAUAUUUACAUAUUUUGCCGUUUUGCGUGGGAAAACAUGGCCACAUGUGGCGGUAAAAUUGAAUUGACUUGCCACUCGGAAAGACUUGUGACUUGACUUGGAUUUAGACAAAACAAGACGCCGACUCGGCGUUAACCUCGGGUCGGUGGAUAGGGGAUCGUCUGGGUAAAUAUUUAAAAAUUGUGUAAAUCACGAUAGUUUAAUAGUUCACUAGUAUAAAUGGUGAAUCAGUUAAUCAAAGCUCCGUUUUAAUAUUUUAUUGAUAAUAAUUACUGGCCCUCAUCAAACCUAUUGUUUUCUCUCUGCAUUAUAUCAGCGAAUGUCGAGAAGUUUUCAUUUAACCGUUCUACUGAAAAACGGGAGCGGCCUUUUUGGUUGUAUAGGGAAAUUCCGGCUCAGGGGUAAAUGUUUAUACGCGUCAUAUUCUAUGUACGCGUUAAAAUAGCACACAACAUUAUUAAAAAUAAUGCAGCGUGCAUCAGUGCACACAGACAUUAUUAGCAAUAAUGCAUCUUCGUCACCCUGACAUGUACACGCGAUAACGUGAACAUCCCAAGAUGAGAAGGUGACAGUGCUAAAGGCCCCCCAUACGGUGUCGUCUGGUGCCUGAAGCACUGUUGGAAACGGUCGCUAUGAGUCUUUUCAGUUCAAUUUUAUAGAGAAAUAGUUUCGUUUGCGCUUGUGGGAUUUUAUCCUAGAUAUACGCAUGUGCAGAAUACACCAUAAGUUCUAUUCCCGUGUUUAUCCAAUACGCUAUUUGAGUAAACCUUAUUAUUAAUCAGCCUAGUCCCAGGCUCUCUCUCUAUUCGCUGCUUUGAUAUAUUUAAAUAAGUCUUAAAAGUUUUAUGCCUGGGUGUGCUGUGCGGAACGCUUCAGCGAGAGAAGAUAGCAGUUCUGAAGCACCUUUAGCGGUGACGUCACACCUAGGUCCCAGUCUCGUGUUACAUCCACGUACGUUUUUUCUCGCGCUUGCUUCAGAACGACUGGGACUAGGCUGAUUAUUAAUGAUAAUAUGUAAACUAGAACACUAUAAUUGACCUCCGCUUGUGGAGAUUUUAAUUUAGGGCGAUUAAUUAAACUGAAAUCUGUUCUAUCACAAUGCACUACAGUGCCUAUGGUUAUGUCUAUAUGCAUGUCCUCACAAAUGUCUAGUGUAACGUUGGAUAAGGUUCAUUGUCAUACGGUCCCGACAAGCAGCAACGUACAGUAGUCUUCCAGCCGAAAAUAAUUACUUUUGAUUCGGGUCAGUAAUUAUAAUAGAUAACAAGUGAAAGUUGGCCGCGGUAUUCCCAUGCUAUGCAUACGAUGUAUUGUACAUUAUAUCAACAUAUACUCGAGAAUAGUUAUCCAGCUAAACAUGUAUGUCAAAAUUAUCACAUCUUCUGGUUUUAAAUCAACAAUUCUGACGGAUUUUGUGCAAGGACAGCUUCGGGUUCCGUUUCGCUUUGGCCGAUGCUUGCCGGAAGUACACUUAUUUACCGGAAGUUGUCGUCUCCUCCGCAGGCCCUUCGAUCUUCGACUACGCGCGCGGCUCGACACAAAUGGAAAACAAGAAGAAAAAAAAUAGGAGCCGAAUUUAAGACCUCGGUGUCGUACCGACCCGAGGUAAUGACUUGUGACUUGACUUGAACUGAGACCAAAUGACUUGUGACUUGACUUGAACUGAGACCAAAUGACUUGUGACUUGACUUGAACUGAGACCAAAUGACUUGUGACUUGACUUGAACUGAGACCAAAUGACUUGUGACUUGACUUGGACUUGCAGGAAAGGACUUGUGACUUGACUUGGACUUGCAACAUAGGACUCGUUAACAACUCUGAGUUUUACUAAUUAAAAGUAAAUCGUGGCUUUCAGUUGCUGUCUUUAAACAACCGGCUAUAAAUUACUGAUUGUAUAUUCUGAUAUCGCUUAUAUAUAUAUUUUUCCUAUUUCUAGAUUAAACAAGAUUUGGUCACCUUACUCAAAGACAUAAUUUUAGUGCGAGCUCACAAGAGAAAAACGACAAUUGGUUUAUUUUGAACAUAUCGUGGUAAAAGACAGACAAGAUAAAAAGUACAAAAUGUUCAUACCAAUAGACACACUACAAAAUGUUCACAUCUACUGUAAAGUUCACACAUGUAAAGCAACAUUUUCUUGUGCAUUCAAGCGCAUUCGGGAAGUGUCUAUUGUACUGGUCUGGUAUUUUCUAAUGGUGUUCCUUGCAAACUCGUUUGUUCCAAAAGAGUGCGAUUAAUUCCAAAAUUUUGUCUUCGAUCUUCAAUCGCAUGUUUUUAGCCUGUUCGGUCCCUUCGUCAUAAAUCGAUGUCUCCACAAGUAUACCUGUGCCUUUUCUGAAGCAAAAUGCAUCAUUUGAAAGCUAUUGAGUGACAUCAUCCAGCUUUUAAAUUAUGUGCUUUGCUCCGUCGAAAGCUUGAACUUUUCGGAAUUUUUUCUACUGAAUUCCCUUAAAAUUCUGUAAUUAUUACACAAAUGAAACCCAAAUUGGCGAAAGAAUAUUGAGAAUUGUGCCUCCUAUAUUUAUUAGAUAAAACAUGGCUAAUUAAAUAAUAACGAAUCUUGUGUGUACAUUUCUAUAAAACGUACCCGAUUUCGGGUACGUUUUGAGAAGCAAAAUAAAAAUACAAAUAAAAAUAACCUCGUCCCCCAGGGCAUUUUGCCUCCACGGCUGAAGUUUGGCGAAAAUAACCUUGGGAUCGGCUGAUCAUUUGCACAAUCCCAAUGGUCUGUUUAAAAACGCAUAAGUUAUCUUGUAGUAUAAUUUAUUCAAACAAAUCCAGUGCUUCAAAAUUGUUUUGUCUUCAAAUUAUACGGCAAACUUAAGAAAAUACCGAGAGUAUAAUGAAGAUUCAGUUACGUCCUAUACUUCAUGCUGUGCUAUGUGUUUGUCAGAUUCAUGCAUGAUAUAGGAAGAAUUAUGCAAGCAUAUUGCUCUUAAAAUAAAAUCUUUAUAAUGACGUAAAAAAAGUGGUAAUACCGGGAUAGUUUGGGAGCUUACUUGGGAUUUUUACAAAUUGGAAACGCUGGUUGUGAUGAUAAAUGUGGAGAUUAGCCACGUUUUUCCGAGUAGAAGUUAAAUGUUUAGAAGAUAAAAACAUCGAUUUUAAAUAUACUCAGUGUGUUUUUUUCUUAACUAUCUUCCGACCUGUUUUUUUUUAAAGUCAAAUCCGUAAACCAAUAAAUAAAAAAAGUCUCGCCUAAGAGUUAAUAAAAAUCUAACUAUCUAUUUGUAUAGGUAUAGAACAAUUUUAGCUUAAUGGAAGCAAUUGUUGAGC